Molecule: messenger RNA, 1722 nt
Organism: Colletotrichum scovillei
Lineage: Eukaryota; Fungi; Ascomycota; Sordariomycetes; Glomerellales; Glomerellaceae
Exons: 6
Coding region: 1-1722 (573 amino acids)
Source: RefSeq, a predicted model, not a curated record
AUGCCGACGAAUCUGCAGCAUUACCUCUUCCCUCACCUAGCGCACUUUGACGCCAUGGCUAAGAUGCGGGCGACGUUUACGAAAUCUGAGCUGCAUGUCCCGAGAUCGCUGGAUCAGUCGUACCACGAGAGUCUUAGCGCGAGCGAUCUUGCGUUGCGAAACGAAAGCCAGGUGUUAUUCCGCUAUCUUCGACGCGUGGAGGGCCGCUUAGCUGCUUCUGCGGCGUCCGCGGGGGGAACGACUACAACUGGAACUACGGCAGCCGGCUCGUCGACCGCAGGUGACACCAUCGCGGAGGAUGUGCUAGGGAAGCAACCUCUAACCGAAGACGGCAUCGCGUCUACGAGGGUGCAUCAGCAGCAGCAAAAGACGCAGCAUCAACAGAACCCAUUUGAUCGGCACGCGCAGAGGGCGUAUUCGAGACAGAGCAGCUCCAAGCAGAAGAAGACGGACGGGACGAAAGCGGAGUUGGGGAGGAUGGCGGGGAGGCAGGAUCAGGCGAGUAGUGUGCAGGCCAAGAUUUCGCGGGAGAAGAGGAGGAUGGAUACGGAGAGGAGGAAGCAGAUUUUGGUUGUUGCGCAGCUUUGGGUUUGGAGGAUUGAUGAGCACACCAUCAUCACCGCGUUCCCUGAUCGGUGGGAUAACAAGAACGCCAAGACGCUGCUGAAUCAGAUUAAGCACCGCGUGCUGGGGACCAGAGACAUGAGGUCUGAGAACACGGACAUGAUGCGCGUUGUGGAGAGUAUCCUUGAGAGCGCGGUUGAAUAUAGCGAGGAAGAGUUUCACUUCCAGUUCGAAGGGCCGCGGAGCUACUGCAACAUCUUUGCGGCGUCCAUCGCUCACGUUUCCAACGAAGCAAUGAAGCGCUACGCCAACUUCAAAGCCUCCAUCAGCAAAAUGGGCACCUCAAAAACGGUCCUCGAUGACCUCCGCGCCGAGAUUGAGCUCCUGCAGGAGAUUGAUGACGUGCGCGAGGAGAUCAACAUGAUCAAGCGGGUUCUCCGGUCGCAGGAGCGGGUCUUUGACGGAUUCCGCGAGGCGGAGGCGGAGCGGGUUGGGAGUUUAUGCGGCGGGGUCGGAGUCGGGGAGAAGCAGGGUGGUAUUGUUAAGCCGUAUAAGCACCCGACGUUGGACUUCUUCAAGAGGUUGGAGGAGGACGCGAAUCGGGUCCGGGAUUCGAUUACGACUUUACUGGAUUUGAGACAGAGAGAGGCGAAUAUCGAGGAGGCGCUAUCUGCGAGCGAGCAGUCGAAGAUUCUCUUCAUCUUUACCGGAGCGACGGUUGUCUUUGUAAGCAUCUUUGACAUCUCCAUCGAGGGCGUACCAUCACCGAUCAGCCCUGGGACCCUCAUCCUCACAUGUGUCCUAAGUCUAGUCGCCACCCUCCUCCUCAUCGCCCUCUCUCUCCAAAUCUACGAAUUUGUCACCACAGGUAAAGCAAAGCACCUCUAUCGGCGCGUCUCCAACUUCUUCGAGGUCCGCAAGCUGGAGAAGUUGGCGGCCGCGAACCAGAGCAAGUCGCCGCCCUCGUCGUUAGGGGCAUCAACGCAGCUGAGCAGGCUGAGGAGGUCCUCCCUCUCGCAGCCUGUUGCUAGCACGACAGCGAAUGAGAAGAAGAAGUUGCAGAGUGUGAGGAGGCGGCUUGCUGCGUUGAGGACGAGGGGAAGGGGGUUAGGGCGGGAUCGGGAUGAGGAAAGGGAGGUUACUGGGAAGCAGGUUUGA